AAAGCCCACAAACACCUUCUUCCUUAACCCCCCAAACUCACCGAACACAAAAAAACAACAACAAAAAAUGAACUUCUUAAAAUUCAAACCCUCAAUCCGUUCCUUAAAACCCAUCUUCAAAAUCAACCACUUCUCGUCCCACCUUCACGAUGCGGGUCCAAUGGCUUCUCUUCUUAAAACCCGAUCCGUUGUCCGGUUCCGGGGCCCCGACACCAUCAAAUUCUUACAAGGUUUAUUAACAAACGAUGUUCGCCGGUUCGGUGAACCGGCUGGUGAUGAGAAGUCGAGCUUGGUUACUCCUAAUGUGCCGGCUUCAUCGGCUCGGUCUGUUUAUGCGGCUAUGUUGACGCCCCAAGGGAGGUUUUUGUAUGAUUUGUUUUUGUAUGAGCCGCCCCGAGUUGAUGAGAGGCUUGAUGAGAGUGGGUCUGGGCCUGGACCCGACCCGGAUGAGGUGGUGUUGCUUGCUGAUGUUGAUUGUUCUGUGUUGGAUGAGCUGGUUGAGACCUUGAAAAAAUAUAGAUUAAGGUCAAAGGUUGAUAUCGAGAAUGUGGGGGAAGAGUUCUCCUGUUGGCAACGUUUUGGUGUUGAUCUCCACAAAAGACCACCAGCUUCAUCAUCUGCAGAAGACCCUGUAGCCAAUUCAGUAGGGUGGGGCGGUGCGAUUGACCCAACCGGCAGCUCAUCUUCACGAGGAAAUAACAUCGGCUGGCAAUGGCUUAAAGACCCCCGUUUGGAUUGCCUUGGGUUCCGAGGAAUCUUCCCGUCCAAUGUGACUCCACCGAUGGUUGAGGCGAAUACCGAAACCGAAGAAGAGAAUUAUCUUCUUUGGAGAUUAGAGAAGGGUGUUGCUGAAGGAUCUAUUGAGAUCCCCAAAGGUGAGGCAAUCCCGCUGGAGUACAAUCUUGCGGGUUUAAACGCGAUAAGCUUCGACAAAGGAUGUUACGUUGGCCAAGAACUAAUCGCUCGGUCCCAUCACCGCGGGGUUGUUCGCAAGCGAUUGCUUCCUCUCAGGUUCCUAAACGAAUCUGGAACAGAGGUGGAGAAGGUUGCUCCUGGUUCAGAAGUAAUAGCGUUGAAGUCCGGUAAGAAAGCCGGAACAGUCACCACUGCACUAGGGUCUCGUGGGCUCGGGCUACUCAGGCUCGAAGAAGCUUUUAAGGGGUCGGGAAAUUUGGUCAUCAAAGGUCAAGAAGACGUGAAGGUGGACGCUAUCCGGCCUGAAUGGUGGCCAACACAGUGGCUUUCCGAGCAUGAGCCGUACCAAGCUGCUGGUUAGUAUAAUUGUCGGGUAGUCCUACCGUUUUGUUGAAUGUUAACCUGUAAAAACUGUUUUAUUCCGAGUUUUAUUGUAUACUUUAGAUGCUAAAUAAAAGUCGACACAAAUAAAGUUAAUCAUCGCUUUUGUCAAUCGUGCCGGUUUGCUGGUUGACAGGUUGGAUAGGUGAACCCGAGCACGACUGACUUGUAUCUUUUUGAUGAAAAGAUUUAUACAAAUGAAAUUUUUGUU
This is a messenger RNA of Helianthus annuus (common sunflower), 1507 nucleotides long. RefSeq names its product putative transferase At4g12130, mitochondrial. Gene Ontology annotation, cellular component: mitochondrial matrix. The transcript has 5 exons. Bases 68 to 1276 code for a protein of 402 amino acids. Gene Ontology annotation, molecular function: protein binding. The record is from RefSeq and is a predicted model, not a curated record. NCBI's taxonomy places the organism in Eukaryota, Viridiplantae, Streptophyta, Magnoliopsida, Asterales, Asteraceae.